CCUCGAAGGUUUGUGACGUAGGACGCAAGUUACGUAAAGCGUAACGCACGUUUUGGUUUUGUCCGUUAUCGCCAUUGGAACUUUGCAGAGGGGUAGAUAUAUCUAAGUUGUCAGCGUCGACACUGUGCCUCUGGUCACACUGCCACAACAUGUAUCGUCCCAAACCGACUCUGAAGGACCGACAGCACCUGUACAGGCUCAUCAUCAGCCAACUGCUCUACGAUGGAUACACCAACAUCGCCAACACUCUCAUCAACGAGGUCAAGCCACCGACCGUAGUGUCUCCUUCUGAGCAGCUGAUGCAGCUGGCAAAGAUAGGGAUGGAGAAUGAUGACAGUGCAGUUCAGUAUGCCAUUGGGCGUUCAGAUACAGUGGCACCUGGAGUGGGUAUCGAUUUGGAAUUUGAUGCUGACGUCCAGACAAUGUCCCCAGAGGCAUCAGAGUAUGAGACCUGCUAUGUUACGUCUCAUAAGGGUCCGUGUCGCGUUGCCACCUACAGUCGCGAUGGCCAGCUCAUCGCCACUGGCUCUGCUGAUGCCUCCAUAAAAAUCCUAGACACUGAACGCAUGCUUGCCAAGAGUGCCAUGCCCAUUGAGGUGAUGAUGAAUGAGACCGCUCAGCAAAACAUGGAGAAUCACCCCGUGAUUCGGACACUCUAUGACCACGUUGACGAAGUCACUUGUCUUGCCUUCCAUCCGACUGAACAGAUCCUAGCUUCUGGCUCAAGAGAUUACACCCUCAAACUGUUUGAUUACUCAAAGCCAUCAGCAAAAAGAGCAUUUAAACAUAUACAGGAAGCAGAAAUGCUGCGUUCAAUCUCCUUCCACCCAUCAGGUGACUUUCUGCUGGUUGGAACACAGCAUCCCACUCUCCGCCUCUACGAUGUUAACACCUUCCAGUGCUUUGUGUCCUGCAACCCACUGGACCAGCACACAGACACCAUUAGUGGCGUCAGCUACAACCACUCAGCCAACAGCUAUGUCACCUGCAGCAAGGAUGGCAGCAUCAAGUUGUGGGAUGGCGUUUCCAACCGCUGUGUGACCACCUUCGACAAGGCGCACGACGGCGCUGAGGUCUGUUCUGCCAUCUUCUCCAAGAACUCCAAAUACAUCAUGUCCAGUGGCAAAGACUCAGUGGUGAAGCUGUGGGAGAUCUCUACAGGCCGGACGCUGGUCAAGUACACAGGAGCAGGCUUGAGUGGUCGCCAGAUGCACCGCACACAGGGCGUGUUUAACCACACGGAGGACUACGUGCUUCUGCCAGAUGAGCGCACCAUCAGCCUGUGCUGCUGGGACUCUCGCACGGCCGAGAGGAAAAACCUGUUGUCUCUGGGACACAACAACAUUGUGCGCUGCAUCGUCCACUCACCCACCAAUCCCGGCUUCAUGACCUGCAGUGACGACUUCAGGGCCCGUUUCUGGUACCGCCGCACCACCACAGACUGAGACACAUCCCACUUCCAUGUUUCCAAUAAAUCACAGACCUUCUCUAUCUCAUGCCCCAAUGUCAACAGAGAACUAAACUGAGUGGUGGUUACCUCGGUUGCUGAUCUCAUCACUGUCUCCUGAUCUGUGGCAGCUUUAAUUUGAAAUCAUGCACUGCGGGAGUUACCUGAAUGUACUCUUCGACACAGUUUUAUCAGAUGCUCUCUCAAGGGCAUUAAUGGUGCUCGUUAGGCUCACAUAGGUUCCCCACAUUAAGUAAGUGUUACUUUUGCAUCUUUUCCUACAGUUUGUCCGUGGCACCUCUAGCACCGCAACUGCCCUCUGGUCAAGAGAUGUCAGUUGUUUUGCUGCCAAUCACUCUCCAUGAUUAUUAACUUCAUGAUUGAACUGUGCAGUCUUUCUAUAACAGAAAUAGCUUUAGGCCUGGUUCACUCUGGAUGCGCGUCGCAGUUGUGCUGCGUCUAGCUCACAUUUGUUCAUGUGUUCUUCUCCCCACACCACCAAAAUGAUUAUGACUUUAUCUCUGACAGAAAACCUCACAUGUUUUUUGUUUACUCGUACAAGGUUGUAAAAUUGUUUAAAAAAAAAAUAGAAUAUUUUAUGUUUUUAAUGUUUUCAAAUUCAGUCUCUACACUAAAACUGCAGUGAGAGGCUUCAGUUUAAUGUAAUCAUGCUGGUGAUAAUGUCUAUAUCAGAUCUCUCUGUCUGUCUCACGUCCGUUUGUUGCAAACGUUCUCAUUUGUUAACGUUGAAACACAACCACAACACUGCCGUGACACUCGCAGGGCAUCCAGUGUGAACCAAGCCUUAGGAAGUGACGGCCAGCACAAAGAUGAUAAAUGAUUACAGCAGGAAAAUCAGUUUCAGUACUAGAAUACUGCCAACUUAAAAAAUGAAUGAAAAUGACACUCUGAAGUCUGUUUGGCCUUUAAAUCGCAUUGGAAAUGUAACUGUUGACUGGUAUGUCGUAAUUGACCACAGACGUUGGUUAAUGUCUCCUUCACUUUUUUACUUUGUCAGUUAGAUUUUUAUUAAACUAUUAAAAGAAAGAAGGCUCUUCUCUGAACUUGA
Solea solea (common sole) is the source of this 2516-nucleotide messenger RNA. It is a transcript of the gene cstf1, whose product is annotated as cleavage stimulation factor, 3' pre-RNA, subunit 1. Gene Ontology annotation, molecular function: protein binding; RNA binding. Bases 150 to 1445 code for a protein of 431 amino acids. The record is from RefSeq and is a predicted model, not a curated record. Gene Ontology annotation, cellular component: mRNA cleavage stimulating factor complex. The transcript has 6 exons. Gene Ontology annotation, biological process: mRNA 3'-end processing. Lineage: Eukaryota; Metazoa; Chordata; Actinopteri; Pleuronectiformes; Soleidae.